CUAAAUGAGUUUGAUUAAUGUAACAGCUACAUGAAUCAGAAUUUAUUUAACACGUAGGAUAUUAGAUGUAUAUUUUUGACUCAUAUUUGCUAGAUAUUUGCUAGAUAUAGAAAUAAACCAGGGCCUCAGAGUUCAGUGUUAUGGAUACACUGAGUGAACCUCGUCGUGAUGUAAGUAGCCUGAAUGAUCCCCGACAGUGCAAGUCGCCAGCACACAGCCCUCCAUCUGCAGAACCGAUUCAGAGUGAAGCACCCCGGUUCCAGGCCAUCAGUGUGAUUCGUCACACGUCUGAUCCGCUGCCUCUUCCUUCUUCAGAGACAUUCAACCCCGACCCCGACUCUUGCCCCAUCAGCGCCACCCAGAGUCACAGCAGUGGCCCAAGUGACAGGGAUUCUGAAGUAAAUCUUGAAAAUCUGAGCUCUGGCUGCUUCACCACGGCCUCCAAAACCCCUCCUGGUUUUCUCAGGAUACUCCCGGCUUGUCCCACCACUGCGUCAUCCGUAGCAGUGUUCCAGAUGCUUCCAUGUACAUUGAUCAGCACACCAGCUCCAUCCACAGUUAAUCCCCCAGUUUUAGUGGCCUCUCAUGUUCCCACCAUGGUACUGGUGCUUCCAAAGUCACACACACAGCCUCUGGUGGUCACGACUGCAGGGUCAAAGGUCACUGCCGUCAGCCCCAUAGCGACGAACCCGCCACGGCUUCGUUGCCACACCUGCACCCACGCUAACUGUGGUAAAACAUAUCUGAAAAGCUCCCACCUGAAAGCACACCUGCGCACGCACACAGGUGAGAAGCCGUUUAGGUGUCAGUGGGAGGGCUGUGAAUGGCGAUUCUCCCGCUCAGAUGAACUCUCCCGGCACCGACGCACUCACACAGGGGAGAAACGCUUCACCUGCCCCGCAUGCCACCUUCGCUUUACACGCAGCGACCACCUGGCCAAACACAAGCGUCGCCAUUAUAUGGCUAAGAGAGCUCCGGCCUGGCAGGCACAAAUCAGCCGGACUGGCAGCUUCAGUGCAGGAGCACGAACUCUCCUCCCCAUCACACUUAAGCCACGGGUCUGAAGGAAUGACUCAAAGAAAGAGGAUGGAUGCUCAUGUUAGGAUUGGUUACUGCACUUUCUUCAAGUUCGGUGUGGGCAACAAUGCACUUUAUACAGUAUAUUAGCUCUAAUCAGUCAGGUGCAGAUAAUCGUUAGAGUUGGAUACGGAAGGAGGUUUAAUUUUUUCUCAGCAUUUAUCAGGCUGUAGAUGGAUUCACAAUCUAAACCUUGAUCAGGCUUGGACAAAACAUUUUCAGAAUGUGUCCGGAUGUUUGAACUGCAUUCCAAGCUCUAAUUCAUUGAUAGACCUUGUUAGCGUAAAGAAAUAAACAUACACUUAAGUACACUCAUUUACUGACAGUGUAAUGCCAAACAGACCAACAUGUACAUUUCCAUCUGAGGAAUCGAAUACAUCUGAAUGACACUCAAGUUUGUUUUAGUAAACCGGGAAGCUUGUCCAUCUUCUACACGCGUCCCCACGUUACCAACCUACUCCAACAGCACUUACAGAAACCAUAUAGCACUUUCUUUAGCACACUUCAAACGGCACAUAUACAUCAUCAACAUACAACCAAAAGCUUCUAGGCAUGUGCAGAUAAUUGGACAUGUCUCAAUAUGUAACACACAAACACGUGAUACUGGAAAAAAACUAUUGUCACUGUGACUGUUUCAUUCCGAAACAAGCACCCUAGCAUAAGCAGAGUCCUUCACAGCAUGAGGUUUUUUAUGUGUUUAAACACUGUGAAAUGAGAACAUGGUAAUUAGCACUAGAUCAUGAGAAUAUUGUUAACUGCAAGAAGGGCCUAAAGUGAAAUGUAUACAAUUUUCUCUAGCUGUAAGCUCCCUUCUUUUUUUUUUUUUUUAGCAACAUUUAUUUGGUAGCUUGAGCAUAGAACUGUCAAAAAACAGUCAACAUUGGAGAUGACAUGUCAGCACAGCACAAGUAAUAAAUAAACACUGAUUCUGACCAGCAGAAACAGCAACAGUGAAUUAUUUCCAGGAAAACUAUUUCCAUCCCUCAUAGUUCAUUGACACUGUUGUACAGAGGGGCAUUAAACUUCUCAGUGCCAGCUGUAAUUCAGUUGACUUAAAAACAGGAUGCAGUGGGUCAGUGGAUAAACUGCAUAAUUUCAUUAACUCCACUUCCCCAUGUUGGUGUUAGUUCUGCAGCUGUAGAUCUGAGGAAUGAAAGAUACACUUUUUAACGCGAACUUGCCUUAAAGAAGCACAUGUCUGACACCAAGCCUGUUUUUAUUUUUCCACUCAUCAACUACAUUAAGAUUUGAGAUCUAAUGUUCACACAAAUAUGGCUUUGAGUGAUUACGGCGAUAUGAAAAUUUAGAAUCAGCACAUGCCUAGAAGCUUCACAUAGAAAACAGGACGAUAAGGGGGAAUUCAUCUGCUUUGCCACGCUACUAAAAUGAAGCCAUGCAAUUGUAUUCAAUAUUGCAGUUCUAUUACGAUAAAAACUUUGCAGUGAGUCAUUUUCACAGCAUCAUAGCUCUCCAAAUUCCUAACACUUCAUGGAUAGGACGUGAGAAAAUAAUAUUUUCCCACUAACCAUCUGUGUUCCGAUAUUGCUUUUGACAAACACUUAUCCAGCGCAACUGCAGCACAAGCAGAGGAGAGUGUAGCAAUCUCUUUGUGAAUCUCCAUGCUAAAUUGCAAGGAGUUACUAGCUGUCAGAAGUAGACAGCAGUGUUAUCCCAGCCUUAACAUAGCGAUAUAUAGAGGAUUUAGUCAGCCUCGUCAGCUCUUACUCCUUCUAGAUGUUUACUCAUGUUUCUAAGGUGGCCAUCUAUGAAACUUUACAUAUGUUUGUUAAGUAGAUGAACAUUUUUAAGAUGGCAGCAAGAAAAUCAACUAAGAGGAAAUGGUAAGAGGAAAUUAAAAAAAAAAUUUACCACAUGUGCAUUAAGAACAGUAGCAGAACAGAGCUGGACUCAAAUAACUCUAAAAAUAUCAGACUUCACAGCGGCAGAGCUGCACUGCCACCUGCUGACUUCUCAAACACCAGCAUCAUAAAUACAUGGUUCUUU
Molecule: messenger RNA, 3081 nt
Organism: Pangasianodon hypophthalmus (striped catfish)
Lineage: Eukaryota; Metazoa; Chordata; Actinopteri; Siluriformes; Pangasiidae
Gene: klf10
Product: Kruppel-like factor 10
Exons: 3
Coding region: 141-1064 (307 amino acids)
Biological process (GO): regulation of transcription by RNA polymerase II
Molecular function (GO): DNA-binding transcription factor activity, RNA polymerase II-specific; RNA polymerase II cis-regulatory region sequence-specific DNA binding
Source: RefSeq, a predicted model, not a curated record